AUGACUGUUUUUAACGAGACUAAACUUGUAGAUUUCAAAAGUUCACCGCCGCAUCUUCAGUUCAACAAGUACGUUUUGACUGGAUACCGACCGGUAUCCACGUGCAAGGAAUGUCUCCGAAGUUUGUUUUACAUGCACAACGAAUUUGGGAACAUCUAUACGCACGGCAUCACGUUCAUGUGCUUGCUGGUGCUUCUACCACUGCACCUUCCUUGGGCAGAAGUGGAUGCAUGGUGGAUGUGCACGGUGCACUACCUGGCCUGUCUCUCGCCCACCGUUGGUUCUGUCCUCUACCACGUCUUCAUGAACCAUAAGGGGGGUGCACGUGUCUACCACGCCCUGCUCUCAUGCGACAUGUUAGGUGUCUGGCUCAUCAACACACUUGGUGCUCUGCCCAUAGUUCACAUCACACUGCUGUGCCAGCCGCUGCCACGGCGACGGGUUGCCAUGCUCACCUACCUGCUGUUCUCCUGUCAUGGCGUACACAGUGCCAUGACUGCCCGCAGCAGUGGCCUCCGCCUGCGCUCCUUCACCUGGCAGGUCCUCUUCCGUGCCUUCCUCUUCCUGCUGCGUUGGAUUGGCUGCGGGACAGGAAGUCCCGGCUCGCUGCACCUCUACCUGACUAUGGAUUUGCUGGCGCUGCUGGGAGGACUUGUCAAUAUCUCCCGCGUCCCAGAACGGUUCAGCCCCGGUCGCUUUGACUACUGGCUCAACAGCCACCAGAUAAUGCAUGUGAUUGUGGCGCUGUCCAUUUUGUACCUGCACUGGGGGAUGCUGGAGGAUUUGGCCUGGUUGAGGGUCUACCAGUGUCCCAGAGAGUAA
Molecule: messenger RNA, 822 nt
Organism: Electrophorus electricus (electric eel)
Lineage: Eukaryota; Metazoa; Chordata; Actinopteri; Gymnotiformes; Gymnotidae
Gene: paqr4b
Product: progestin and adipoQ receptor family member IVb
Cellular component (GO): membrane
Molecular function (GO): signaling receptor activity
Source: RefSeq, a predicted model, not a curated record